AUGGCGCUCCCAAGCUCCGCCGUGCUGGCCGAGCGCAAGAAGCUGCAAGUCGGCGCCGAGAUCGUGCAGAACCAGCAGUCAACCGACUUCCCUGGCCACUGGCCUGGCGAGAACCACGACUGGGACCUCGACUACUUCAAGCAGGCACGCUGCCCCCGCUGGCCUCACUUCAAUGUCCAGUUCCACGCGCGCCCAACGCCCUACGACUCGUCCUUCUCGCUGACCGGCGUCGACACGUCCGUCGCCAAUGCCUUCCGCCGCAUCAUGCUGUCCGAGCUGCCCACGCUCGCCAUCGAGGACGUCUUCAUCUACCAGAACACGUCCAUCAUCCAGGACGAGGUGCUCGCCCACCGCCUGGGCCUGAUCCCGCUCUGCGGCGACCCCAAGGGCCUGGAGUGGAUGAAGUGGUACGUCAAGCCGACCGACGACGACGACGGCUCCGGCGGCCCGUCCGACUUCAACUGCGCCAUUCUGCACCUGGACGUCGAGUGCUCCUGGCAGGAGGGCGGCCUGCAGCGCGCCGUCGCCGGCGAGACGGACCCCGACAAGCUGUACACGAACCACUCGGUCUACGCAAAGGACCUCGUGUGGGCCCCGCUGGGCAAGCAGGCCGAAAUGUUCGACGACGCCCAGCCCAUCCGCGCCACCAACCCCGAUAUCCUGAUCGUCAAGAUGCGCCCGGGCCAGAGAAUCACCCUGACCAUGCACGCCAUGAAGGGCAUCGGCCAGGACCACGCCAAGUACUCGCCCGUCGCGACCGCCAGCUACCGCCUCAUGCCCACCAUCGACAUCACGUCGCCCAUCGUCGGCGCCGACGCCAAGAAAUUCGCCCGCUGCUUCCCCAAGGGCGUGAUCCGCCUCGACAAGAUCUCUGCCGCCGACGCCGCCGCCGACCCUGCGCUGGCCCCCCACGAGGGCGAGAAUCGCGCCGUCGUCGACCAGCCCAUGAACGACACCGUCAGCAGGGAGUGUCUGCGCCACCCGGAGUUCAAGGACAAAGUCAAGCUGGGUCGCGUGCGCGACCACUUCAUCUUCCGCGUCGAGAGCACGGGCCAGAUUGCGAGCGACGAGCUGUUCCUGGAGAGCGUCAAGGAGCUGCGCACCAAGGCACAGCGGAUAAAACGAGGGCUGGACGAGAUGAUGAAAUAG
Messenger RNA from Boeremia exigua, 1149 nucleotides. Its product is annotated as DNA-directed RNA polymerase-like proteines I and III subunit RPAC1. Gene Ontology annotation, molecular function: protein dimerization activity; DNA binding. The transcript has 3 exons. Gene Ontology annotation, cellular component: RNA polymerase III complex; RNA polymerase I complex. Bases 1 to 1149 code for a protein of 382 amino acids. The record is from RefSeq and is a predicted model, not a curated record. NCBI's taxonomy places the organism in Eukaryota, Fungi, Ascomycota, Dothideomycetes, Pleosporales, Didymellaceae. Gene Ontology annotation, biological process: DNA-templated transcription.